Fimicolochytrium jonesii is the source of this 3834-nucleotide messenger RNA. RefSeq names its product chitin synthase-domain-containing protein. The record is from RefSeq and is a predicted model, not a curated record. NCBI's taxonomy places the organism in Eukaryota, Fungi, Chytridiomycota, Chytridiomycetes, Spizellomycetales, Powellomycetaceae. Gene Ontology annotation, molecular function: chitin synthase activity. Bases 1 to 3834 code for a protein of 1277 amino acids. The transcript has 6 exons. Gene Ontology annotation, cellular component: cell periphery; cell septum.
AUGACGAUCGUCAACGGUUUCAGGGCCAGUCGCAACUUGAAAUUGACGCCGAACAAGGGGGGCAGACGGGCAAAAUCUGGGCAAAAUGUUCUCGCCGUUUGGGAUGGAUCCACAAUGCGCUGGGGCAAGACGGCGAGAGAGAACCAGCCUGCGAAAAGCCUCCUCCUCGGCAUGCGAGCUUCUGUCAACCCGCACAACACAGCAUAUACACAGUACAUACUGCUGCAUUACCGUGCUCUAGCCUCUUCAAAGACUCCCUCGAAAACGGCCUCGGGUCUUCCGCCAAGGCACCUCGGUGGGCGACUCUACUGGUCUUUUCCCGCGCACCCUUCAAUUUCAAAAUCUCCCACGCUCGUAAGACGACCAGUUUUCGCACCGCGUCAGGAUGCAUGGGGACGGGCCACUAACACGGAGCCGGUCGAGGACGACAUUGAACAGGAGUGGUACACUCGGUCGCAGAGGUAUCAAGGACCCACACCACUACUGCGUUCAAACACUACCAAGACAGGACGAUCGAAACGCCGGCAGUCAACCUCCAACCAACCUUUGGACCUUGGGGAGGAUGGUGGCAUUCACGUGUGGGCCUACGUCGCAAAGGCUCUGACUUGCUGUUUCCCACCUGCUCUCCUUGCGUGCUGUAAAAUCAAUGGUUCUGGGCCACAGCAGGCGUGGAGGGAGAAGGUCGCCCUAUGCUGGAUUGUCUUUCUUCUCAGCGCCUUUGUGAUGUUUUUUGUCAUUGGGCUCAAUCCGUUACUGUGCCCAGAGUCUGCCCGACUUCAGAAAGCUCCGCGAAACCAACCAGAUUCGUUGGUUAUCAACGGCAUCAUGUACGAUCUCUUGUUGAGUCCCGAAAACGUGCGCUUAGCAUUUCGGGAUGCGAAGGGCGCUGAUGCCACCGACUUCUUCGCACCCGCGGAUCCUGAUCCCAACAAUCCUGAUCCCUGCAAGGAUCUCAAGACCGGCAAAUACCCUUUUGCAGCGACCACCAUUGGACCAGCAUGCCUCAAUUCCGACACCUGUUUCCCACGAACUGGUCUGGUGCGGUUCAAAACGUUGCGAGAUCGCAAAACAAGAGUCGAUGAGCACGCAGCGUACGAGUGGGAAGAGAUUGUGAACCGGAACUUCAGUAUGUAUAUGGAUACGAUUCUCGACCUCACACCUUACUACCGGGCUGCGCCUCCCGACCCCAACAAUGCGAUCCAUAAGCUACUCUAUUCGUUACGCGAUAAGCCGAAUAACGAUGCAACGCGUGCUCUCGUGACGAGUCAAGCGAUGAGUGAGGAUCCUAGAGCGCUGAAGUGUCUAGUGAACAAGUUCGCGGCUGGAGUUAUUGCUCAACAGUCGGUCAGUUGCAACGCGUCCACGGUCUUGUCGGCCCUUAUGUCCGUCGUCGUCCUUGGUGUGCUCCUUGCGAGAUUCGCCAUGGCGGUCUUCUUUGACUGGUUCGUCUCGCACCGUCUCGCGCAAACCCCGGAGCCGGAGAAGUUGUCUCGCCCAAUGUAUCCAUCGAGCACCUCGAUCCACAAUCCGGCUGACAGGAAUCCGCAUCGCCAUGAUAUCGAAUUGGUGCCUAGCCCGAAGCAUGAUGGAGCUUUGGUGAAGAAGGCUGCGGUUCAAAGUUUCGACUCUGCCAACAUUGGUCUCCACUUGUACACCAUCCUUCUGGUUACCUGUUACUCCGAAGGACGGGAAUCCUUGCGGAAUACCCUGGAAUCGUUGGCUGCAACGGAUUACAAAGAUAGUCGGAAGCUGCUUUUCGUCAUCGCCGAUGGUAUCAUUACCGGAAAAGGCAACGGCAAGAGCACCCCAGAUCUCCUUCUGGACAUGAUUGAGAUUGAUGGCACUUUUGGAAACGACCCGAAGCCCUGUAGUUACAUCGCCGUCGCGAGUGGUGCCAAAGCACACAACAUGGCGAAAGUUUACGUGGGACACUUCCGUCACGCCGGGCAUCGCGUCCCGAUGGUUAUAGUCGUCAAAUGCGGCGCUCCCGAAGAAGCAUCAGAAGCAAAGCCCGGAAACCGUGGAAAGCGUGACUCCCAGCUCAUUCUCAUGCACUUCUUCACCCGUGUUAUGCUCAACGACCGCAUGACACCCCUCGACUACGAACUCUUCAGGAAGAUUCAGCAUGUCAUGGGUGUCACCCCCGACUUUUUCGAGAUCGUGCUGAUGGUUGACGCCGACACGAAAGUUGCGCCGGACUCCCUCGGCUUGAUGAUCAACGCCAUGCACAACGACGCCUCCAUCAUGGGUCUUUGCGGUGAAACUCGAAUUGAGAACAAGACCCAGUCAUGGGUGACGGCCAUUCAGGUGUUCGAGUAUUACAUCUCCCACCAUCUCGGCAAAGCUUUCGAAUCCAUCUUUGGAGGUGUGACCUGUCUUCCCGGGUGUUUCUGCAUGUACCGCAUCAAAGCCCGCAAGGAGUUUGGUGACUGGGUCCCGAUUUUGGCCAACCCGGACGUUGUGGAGACGUACUCGACGAAUGAGGUCGACACAUUGCAUCAGAAGAACUUGCUGUUACUGGGAGAAGAUCGGUUUUUAACGACUAUGAUGCUGCGGACCUUCCCGAACAGGAAGAUGGUGUUCAUUCCCCGUGCGGUGUGCAAAACGGUGGUGCCCGACGACUUUGCGACUUUGCUCAGUCAGCGUCGUCGGUGGAUCAACUCCACGGUGCAUAACCUUGCUGAGCUGGUUCUGGUGAACAAUCUGUGUGGAACGUUCUGCUUUUCUAUGCAGUUCGUCGUUCUCCUCGACCUGAUCUCCACAUUCGUUCUGCCAGCGACCGUCGCCUCAAUGUUCUACAUCAUCGUCUUCACCGGAAUCCAAUACGCGCACUCCAGCAUCGCCACUGGCCAAAUUAUUACAAUUAUCACUCUCUUCGUCGUGACGCUCUUCCCGGCCUUCGUCGUCUUAUGCUCCCUCCGGAGAUUCCAUUACCUGUUCUGGAUGUUGCUGUACAUCAUGGCCAUCCCCAUCUGGAACUUGAUCCUGCCUCUUUACGCCUUCUGGCAUUUCGACGAUUUCUCAUGGGGUGCGACUCGUCAAGUCGAUGGAGUGAAAGAAGACACCCACGGACACGGCGGAGACAGCGGAGCUGGAUUCGACGGAAGCAAAGUACCGCUGAAAAGGUGGGAGGAGUACGAACGGCAAUGGAGACGCGAGAAGGUCGAGGCGUACAUGCGAGCCAACCCCGGCGCGCAGUCCCCACAAGGCCAGUACUCGCACAACCCCUGGGAUUCUGGCCGGAACGGACCGUUGGGAGGCAGGGGCCACCGGCGCUCGGACUCGGACUCCACGGGCAGCUCCGACAUAUCCACCAUGUACGAGCGGCCCGGCGAGCCCUUUGCUAAGAACAAGCUCGCUGUGCACUCCAGCGAAGCCCUGCUGGCCUCCCCGCAACGCAACCCGAUGUCGCGGCCGCCGGGGUACAAGGGCGGCCCGCAGCAACAACGACACGGCACCGAACCGCUGUUGCCAUACCAGCAACAACGAAUGAUGUCGAAUCCCUCGUACGCCGGCACGCCGCCGGGAUCGCCCUCGCACGGCGGCGGUUCGCCUUCCGCGUCCCCGCGCCCGCAAUUCCCUUUCCCGUCGCAGCACUACGAACAGCCGCGCGCUGGAUCGGUGGCGUCCUUCCAUUCCACUAAUUCGGCGACGACAUUACCAAUCCCGCCGGGACUGUUCAGGGCGAGAGAAAGCAUGCCCGGGCCGCAGUCGCAGGGCGCAUCAACACCGCCGAUACAGACGUCCGGGUCGGACCUACCAGUGUACAUCUCGCCACACGCCCCUCAGCGUCCCAACACUCCCGCGAAGAGCAAGAGUCAUUACGAGAUUUGA